CGUGUAUCCAGCGGUUCUUGGCACUGAAGUACAGAGCCUCACCCUGCUUUCGCCUCACCCCGCCAUGAGCAAAUGCGCUGGGGUGUGCCAUUUUUGAUUUGGUUUGCUGUGGUCACCAGGACCGUAGAGCAAGAGGAGGGUCCAAAGGAGAAUGAGUCUGGAUUUGCCAAUGCCACUGACGAGAAUGUGACAGACAAUGCUAGUGACACAGGAGGUUUGGAAGCAAGGCUUGUGUGCUAUCCGAAGGAUGACAUUGCAUUCAGGAGGCCUGAUAGCUGCACCAUCAGCUCCAUCCAGCCCCAGCGAGAAUCAGGAUGGCCUGUGCACGAAGACAUUGCCGCCCUUUUCUGGAGCGAUGCUGUGACGGACUGGGUGCAGCUCAUGGCGCUGGGAUUGACAACUUUUUGGUUGGCCAACUAUUUCUUUGCAUUCUAUGUGGCACUUCGCCUUUGGGACCGAAAUCCGGAGGCUUCUCAACAUUCCAUCACUCAAGGAUCUCUUAGGCAUGCAUUGGGCCUUGCCUUGGUGGUGCUAUGGUAUUUCAGUGCCUGGGGAUCUCCGCGUCGUGGGGGCUGGUUCUAUGGGCCAUAUUGCCCAUCAGAGGAGCAACAGGAGCAAUAUCGUUUGACGUUUUCGUUUUAUUGCUUCCUCAGCACUUUUGUGGUGCAUGUGCUGGUGUGCGCAGCCGCAUCCAUGUUUCAUUCUGUCAUGGUUGCGCGUGCUUUAUAUCCCCAGAACAUCAAAGUCGUCACUGAAAAGAAGGUGCCAGGCUUCCUGCAGUCUAUUCUCGACGCAUGUCCUCAAAGCAUCAGCCUUCACGGAGAGGAGCCAGACGUCGGCUUCAUGUGGCAGAACGGCCGAAAGGAAGACCUCCGCUUGAAGACAUGGAAGCAGGAAUUGUGCAAAAGGCACCACAACUGUGUGACCAUUGAGAUUCACAUCAGACCUGCCGAUCCAUUUUCCACAGGAACCAUCCAGUCUUUGGGUUACACCUUCUAUGCCAUGCCGCAGGACAUGAAACCUGUCAAAGAUGGUUCGGUUCAGGUGUAUCAGGCAGUGGUGAGACGUUCGUUGUUCUUCCAGCACCAUGUGGUCUCCGGCCUUUUCGUUGAAAGAUUUGUCAGCAACUUGCUGAUGCUGGGUUUUUUGCACGAACUUCACUUUCAGCACUUCGGUGUGAACUCUGCGUGCGUGCGCCUUGAGAAGCGAGUGAGGAUGCUGCCCAACCACGAGAUUGAGAAGUUGUGCCAUGAUUGCUACACCUUGAGCAACACGCACCUAUCCAGGGUCAAGGACUUCCGGAUCCGUGCAGUGGAAGGCAUCAAACAGGCGGAGCAAGCGCUCGCCCAAGAGAACGAGGAGGCCGUGUUCAGAGCGUUUUCCCUACGGACAACCGAGAAGAGGAACUUUCUUCAAGGCUUUGCUUCCGAGGGCCAAUGGUCGAAAUGCGCCGAGGUGGCGGAGAGCGAAGAGAUCGACCCCGAGGAGGAGACACCGCUCCGGCUUGAGGAAGGCCUCGAGCCCAGCAGGUUGGGCGCUGCCGAACCUCACGCCAACCCGAAGGUUCCCGCGAAUUCGCCAGCUGCAUCAGAGCCGUCUGAGUCCUCACUGUCGGUGAAGGAUCGAUGGGCCAAAGGAAAAGGAACCAAAGAGGAUUGGGCAGGUUUGAUGCACAAAGCGAACGUCUUUGUCCUCCGAUCCUACAUCGCUUUGGCGGAGAGAGAUCCACAGAUCAGGUAUGUUGAGGAAGCCACUCGCGCUUUUAUCGAAGCUUGGGACUACGGCAGUUUAAAGGAAGAUCCCAUUGUGACCCAAUCCAUGUUGGCGAAGGUUCGAAGCCUUUUCAACCGCCACUUGCGCAAGGCGCUUGCAUGCUUGGACUUUCAAUCUGUUGAUGAUCUCCGUGCUGCUGCCGAGGGCAGCGGUGGAUCUGGCGCUCAAUUUGGGCUUUUGGACGCCAGCAUACAGAACAUGAUGGCCGCACAUUGCAAGUACUUGCUGGAAAUGGCAAUGGCCGUGGGUGAUCGCAAAGCCUUGACAAUCGCACUUGUAGAGUCCAGCCGUCUCAUGGGCGAACUGCCCGAGGAGACUCCAGAGAAACCGACUACUUCGGUCGUUGCCGAGGAGCCAGCUGCACCUUUGGGGCAGCCAGUGCAGCUGCAGAUCACUCCAGAGGAGCCAGCUGCACCCUCUGACCAACCAGCAAAAUUGGAGACCCCAGAGGAGCCAUCUAAACCCUCUGACCAACUUUUGCCGGAGACCCGGGAGGAGCCAGCUGCACCCUCUGACCAACCAGCAAAAUUGGAGACCCCAGAGGAGCUUCGAUUUGAAAUGCUGAGAGAGGACUCGUUCUGGUCAUUUUCUGGUGAGCACUCAAAGGCGCUGCACAAAUUCUACGCUUUCUCUUCGAGGUCGAUGUAUAGUGAUUCGGAUUUGGACAGAAUGCAAAUUCCUUCCGAGAUCAAGCUUACAGGAGGCGAUCCCUGGGAGCCUUUGGAGCCAUUGAAAAAGGAGAGCCGAGGUCACGAUGCGCCCCACGGGCCCCACAGCUUUUCGCAGCUUUUGCAGAUGGCUCGAUCAAUGUACAGGGAAAAACUCUUUCACGAUUCCCAGCAGCUUUUGCUGUCGGAUGCGGCUCGUGAGCUGCUGGGGGAUGCUGAGAACAACGUCUUGGGCGAGGAGGCCCCGCAUGCCACAUAUGACUGCACACACAAGCACAGGGCAGGGAGUGGCUUGUUCAAGUGCUGCGCCACAAAAUCAACACUUCGAGCUUCGCAUCGCGCAGUGCCGCCGCCCUCAUUCCUGCAGCGCGCCAGUGAUCACCAGUCGUGGAUGCAGCAGCAGUUGGCGGUGAUGCGCACCAAGCAGGUUGGCAGCCUUACUUCCCGAGCGAAGCGGGAGCUAGAGUCACCCAAGUUCAUCCGGGCGUUGCAGAGCCUGUUUGACUUGACGACACGACAGGUGAUUACCAGGGACAGGCAAGGGAAACUCCCGACCAGGCUCAAGGUGGUCAAAGCCAAGAGGUCGGUGAAUCUGGACGCUUAUCGGGCUUACUUCGCACGCCGCACGGAGAUUGAAACCUCCAUGGCACGCCAUCCACCUGGAGUCCGAUUGGAUGAUUGUCUGACGACAGGCCCCUCCGGCUGCUACCUCACGAAGGAGCUUCGGGCUCUUCAAGGCGUUUGGAUGGACGGGCAAAAAGCCCAGUGGCUCGUGGAGGGAAGCCAGGUGUUCCGUGUAGCUGCUGUUGCGGCGCAAUUUCUGGAGCCGAGCAAAGCAGAAGGAAUUUACAUGUCUGAGGAUUACUAUCACUUGAAGCCGGUGAAUUCCAGUCCAGUUGUCCAUCCGCUCGAAGGUGACUCACCACAAGUGCAGUUCUUAGUUGAAGUGAAGAAGCGAGUGAAGGACGAUGACUUUGAUGGCACAGAGGCCCCGCAGGAAAAAGCUUUUGUGAAGGACAAAUGGCACGGAUGGUUUGAUGACUCUGGUGACGCGGUGGUGUGGUACUGCGAGAAGCGGGCCGAGCAUACCCAUUGGACACGCCGUGAGACCUUGCAAGGAUUUUGGCGCGUCUUUGGCAGUUUUCUGCUGGUCCUCAGCCCGCAUGGCUUUCGAGAAGGUGCUGCGUGGCUGGAUGAGAGGAGGCUUGGGAGGUCUGCGCGACGAGGAUGUGCCUGGUUUGACCGAGAACUUCAAGUCCUACAAGAGGAAGGUCAACUUUUUGGAGAAUGGCGUGAACCUUCGUUCCUCCUGCAUGCUGUUGGUGAGCUCUAUCCGAUAUGGAUGGAGCCUCAUGGUGACAUUCAGUCAACAACCUUCAAAGGUUUCAUAGAUGAAGAAGGCAAUGAGAUGUGCCUUGAGCCAGUUGAUGAGGAGGAACGGCCUGCCUUAGCAUCUUUUCGGCCGAAGAGGACGGUCCUCAACAAUCGUGGGACCAACGUGCUGCAGCCAUUCCUGUCUAAAAUGUGGGCCUACCGCCAGUUGAUGUCUGCAGAACUCAGUGUGAAAGAGCUGAGCCUGAAGGCCAACGAGCUUUGGCUCUUUCAUGGCACCAGGGAGUCUGCAGCAGAAUGCAUCACUGAAAAUGAGUUCCAGGUCCGGAUGGCUGGGACCAAUCGAGGCACCAUGUUUGGUCCAGGAAUCUACUUGGCUGACUCUGUGACGAAGAGCGACGAGUAUACAGAUCCAGAUCCCACAGGACUUAGAACAAUGAUUUUGUGUCGAUGCACUAUGGGCCGUGCUGUUCAGCAAGAAGGGGGUGGCCGUGAAUGCAUGAAGGUCUGCCAUGCUGGAGGUUUCCAUUCGGUGAAGGGGAGGCGCGCUUACAAUGAAUACAUUGUUUAUGAUGAAAACCAAGUGUACCCGGAGUAUAUCAUUUGGUACAGGCGUGUCUAUACGAUUGAGUGAUGCAAAUGCAAAGAACAACAAUAACAUGUACAUAUGUGCACACAUUCCUUGCCUCACAUUCUGCGAAGCAGAGAAGUCAAAGGCAGAGAUUGGGAGCACAGGAGCUUCUCGGUUCUUCCA
Messenger RNA from Durusdinium trenchii, 4527 nucleotides. Lineage: Eukaryota; Dinophyceae; Suessiales; Symbiodiniaceae. The record is from the annotation of a GenBank genome assembly.